Messenger RNA from Prunus armeniaca (apricot), 1272 nucleotides. The record is from the annotation of a GenBank genome assembly. Lineage: Eukaryota; Viridiplantae; Streptophyta; Magnoliopsida; Rosales; Rosaceae.
AUGGCUGCAAAGUACUCUACAAAGCUUCACUUUCUUCUUCUUCUUCUCUUUUUUCUGUUAACCAAUUCUGCAACUCCACUAAACUUCAGUUUCUCUAGAUUCAACGGCAAGGACUACCCCACCAUAUGCACAGAAGGCGAUGCAUAUAUUGACACCCAAUUCCUCCGCCUCACCAACAGCAGCCUAGACAAUGAUAUGAAAGGCAGUGUUGGCAGAGCCACCUACAGCCGACCCUUCCUCCUCCGUGAAAACAGCACUGGAAAACUCGCUGACUUCACCACAAGUUUCAACUUCGCCAUCGUCUCCAUUGACUCAGACAACAAAUCCAGCUAUGGCGACGGCCUAGCCUUCUUCAUAGCCCCAAACGGGUCCUUCAUCGGCACCAAACUAGCAGCUGGUACCACUCUCGGCCUCCCUUACAACUUCACAUCUCCAAAAGACACCGCUUUUGUGGCGGUGGAGUUUGAUAUCUACGCUAAUCCAAUGGUCGAUCCCCCGUACGAACAUGUGGGUAUAGACGUAAACUCUCUCAACUCUAGCAUUACCAGACCUUGGAAAGGAGGUAUUAAGGAAGGAAAAAGAAAUAGCGCUACCAUUAGUUACAAUUCCACUUCAAAAAAUCUGAGUGUUGCCUUCACUACCUAUGUAAGCAAUACGAGUGAUACACAAGUGAUGAAGCAUUUUUAUUACAUUAUUGAUCUGAAACAGUACUUGCCCGAUUGGGUUGUUGUUGGGUUCUCUGCUUCAACGGGUAACUAUACUUCUCUGAAUAAGAUCAUCUCAUGGAAUUUCAAUUCAACUUCACUAGGUGAUCAUGACAGUAAGGUCGGUAUUGCAACGGACAACCAAACACCAAGCGCCAUGGCCAGUACUAAUUCCAACCGCAAGUCAAGAAACAAGAGUAUAGGCCUUGCAGUUGGGUUGGCGAUUGGUGGCUGUGCUGUCUUGUUUGGUGGAUUGGGUUUGAUUCGGUUAGUCAUGUGGAAGAAAAGGGAAACAACUUUUGAAAGUAGUGAUGAAGAUCCCAUAGUUCAUGAAUUGAUUGACGACGAAUUUGAAAAGGGGGCCGGACCAAGGAAGUUUUCGUAUAGCGAAUUGGCUCAGGCCACCAGCAAUUUUAGGGAAGGAGAAAAGCUUGGAGAGGGAGGAUUCGGUGGGGUUUAUAAAGGCUUUAUACCAGAUUUGAAGUCAUAUGUUGCUGUUAAGAAGAUAUCGAGGGGUUCUAAACAAGGACUUAAAGAAUAUGCUUCUGAAGUGCAUCAGUCGACUUAG